This is a messenger RNA of Brassicogethes aeneus, 648 nucleotides long. The record is from the annotation of a GenBank genome assembly. Lineage: Eukaryota; Metazoa; Arthropoda; Insecta; Coleoptera; Nitidulidae.
AUGCACAACACGAACGCGAAAAUCGUGCGCGCGAUCCCCGUAACCAAUGACAACCGCACGACGGGCACCGAGCUCAACCGAAACAACUUCAUCCUGCUGCGCGGCGCAAAGUCUUCGGAGAACGGCGGUCACAUCCUACUGCGCACCGAUCACCUCACCAAAAACGGCGGCGGUCUCGUGUUGGACGAUGGCGACGGCAAGCUCGGCCAGAUUUUCAUCCAGCAGAACGACGUGACCAAAGGCGUUUUGGUGCAGUCGGUUAAAAGGCUGGGAGCCGGGACGCCCAUUUUGCUUUUAAGCGGUCACGAGGGUGGCAACGGGCAUAUUUUGAUACAGGCCGGGCCCGCAGACGAGAUACAAACGGUCGGCGACAUCGAGGAACCCAACGACAUCCUGGUUCAAGCCUUGGAGGGGCUUAAUGAAGGUGAUGCUAGCAGCAGCAGAAGUCUAUCGACUCCAAUAGGUUCUGACUCUUUUGGAGCAGACAAAAGUAGCCCGGGGAAGAGGAGAGAAAGAAGACUGUGUUCGGUCGGCGAUCACGGACUGAUCGCGAGGGGUCUGCCAGGGGUCGAAGGGGGUAAAUUUGGCAACGGCCCACCCAACGCCGCGGCGGGCCGAGAAGACGGUGGCGACUACCGUUCCCGAUAA